Penicillium coprophilum is the source of this 1290-nucleotide messenger RNA. Its product is annotated as methionine aminopeptidase 2. The coding region runs from base 1 to 1290 and encodes 429 amino acids. Gene Ontology annotation, molecular function: metalloaminopeptidase activity. The transcript is spliced from 7 exons. The record is from RefSeq and is a predicted model, not a curated record. Gene Ontology annotation, biological process: proteolysis. Lineage: Eukaryota; Fungi; Ascomycota; Eurotiomycetes; Eurotiales; Aspergillaceae.
AUGGCAGCCCAGACUACAGAGAAGUUGGAUCAGUUGGACCCUGAUCAGGUUCCUGCUGAAGCGGAGGAGGACUCGGACGACGCACCAGACGGCGAGACUGCCGCAGAGACUGGAGCUGCCGACAAAAAGAAAAAGAAGAAGAAGCCCAAGAAGAAGAGCAAGAAGAAGGGCGGCGCCAAGGUCCAGAGUGAGCCACCGCGGGUUCCCGUGUCCAGCCUCUUCCCCAACGGCCAAUAUCCCGAGGGCGAGAUCGUCGAAUACCUAAACGACAAUGCCUACCGUACCACCAACGAAGAGAAACGAUACCUCGAUCGCAUGAACAAUGACUUCCUGGAGGAGUACCGCCAAGGUGCCGAGGUUCACCGUCAAGUCCGCCAGUAUGCGCAGAAGAACAUCAAGCCCGGUCAGACUUUGACUGAGAUCGCAGAGGGAAUUGAGGAUUCAGUGCGCGCUCUGACUGGCCACUCCGGUCUGGAGGAGGGUGAUAACCUUAAGGGUGGCAUGGGCUUCCCUUGCGGUCUGAGCAUCAACCACUGCGCUGCGCAUUAUACCCCGAAUGCGGGCAACAAGAUGGUUCUGAACCAGGGAGACGUGAUGAAGGUCGAUUUCGGUGCGCAGCUUAAUGGCCGCAUCGUCGACAGUGCUUUCACUAUGUCUUUUGACCCAGUGUAUGAUCCUCUUCUCGCUGCUGUCAAGGAUGCCACAAACACCGGUAUCCGGGAAGCGGGAAUUGACGUUCGGAUGAGUGAUAUCGGAGCUGCCAUUCAAGAAGCUAUGGAGAGUUACGAAGUUGAGCUCAAUGGCACGAUGCACCCCGUCAAGUGUAUCCGCAACUUGAACGGUCACAACAUUGAUCAGCACGUUAUUCACGGCGGCAAGAGUGUGCCUAUCGUCAAGAGCACCGAUCAGACCAAGAUGGAGGAGGGCGAAGUUUUCGCCAUCGAGACUUUCGGUAGUACCGGUAAAGGUUACGUGCGAGAGGAGAUGGAAACCUCGCACUACGCUCUCGCCCCUGACGCUCCUAACGUUCCUCUGCGUCUUUCUUCUGCCAAGAACCUGUUGAAUGUGAUCAACAAGAACUUUGGCACCCUUCCUUUCUGUCGCCGUUACCUUGACCGUCUGGGCCAGGACAAGUAUCUUUUGGGCUUGAACAACUUGGUUUCUUCUGGAAUUGUUCAGGAUUACCCUCCUCUUUGCGACAUCAAGGGCUCAUACACUGCCCAAUAUGAACAUACGAUUGUGUUGCGCCCGAAUGUGAAGGAGGUUAUUAGCCGUGGUGACGACUACUGA